GAGGGAAAAAAGUAGCGUUUCAUAUCAACAACUUUCUUCUUUGUCUAUUUAUUUUUUGUUUUUACAUUUACACAUUUGUAUUACUUGGACGGGGUUAUUCUCGCUUUUGCGAUGAUAUAAUAGUGUUUUUGAGCCAUAGUCCUACUUCCGGUAAAGCUUUAAACAUUUCCCGGGCUAUUUUUUGAGACUUUUCUUAAACUUUUCGAUGGUACGGACAUCAAAAAGACGCCAUCCGCCAUCUCGUCCCAACAAGGAAAAUCACAUCUUAUUUGAGUUCCAAACAUAUUUUUUAUGAACCGGAGAUGUAUUAUUACCGCUAUGGCAACGCUGAAGUCAACUGCUGCUACAAGUACAUCAUGUUCACUUACAACAUCAUCUUCUGGCUCGCUGGAGUGCUCCUCAUCGCAGCCAGCUUUUGGGCGUGGAGUGAGAAGGGAGUCUUUCAGGAUCUGAGUCUGGUGACCCAGCGGCGCGGUUUUGACCCGGUCUGGUUGGUGCUGCUGGUGGGCGGAGUUACUUUUACCCUGGGCUUUGCAGGCUGCGUGGGAGCUCUGAGGGAAAACAUCUGCUUGCUGAAGUUUUUUUCCAGCUUGAUUGCCUUCAUACUCUUGGUGGAGCUGGGGGUCGCCGUGCUGGCGGUGCUUUUUCAGAGUCAGAUGCGAGAAUGGCUCAGCGAGUUCUUCCUGACAAACAUCAAAGCGUAUGAGGAGGACGACGACCUGAGGAACCUGAUUGAUACGCUGCAGCAGAUGAGAUACUGCUGUGGUGCUAAAGGACCCAAAGACUGGGACCAGAAUCCUUACUAUGGCUGUGACAAACCUUCUCUCAAAUGUGGCGUGCCGUUCUCCUGCUGCAUCGUUGACCCUGCGGAAUCUGUGGUGAACACCCAAUGUGGCUACGGCGUGAGAAAACUAGAGACCCAGUGGGAGGAGGUCAUUUACACGAAAGGUUGCAUCGAAGCGCUGGAGGACUGGUUACCUGGAAAUCUUUACACUGUUGCCGGUGUCUUCCUCAUCAUCUCUCUGCUGCAGAUGGUGGGCAUCUACCUGGCCAAGGCGCUCAUCUCUGACAUUGAGAAGGUCACACUGACCCAUUGAGCCUGGCGGGGUGCGAAGGAAUCAGCUGUCUUGUUCUUGGGAGUCACCCUAGGAUUCUCUCCGCUUUGUGUUGAUACGAUCGCUAUGGUGAUGAGGAGCAUGGCGUUCACCACACUGGGGUUGCCUUAGCUCUGUAGCGCCUCCUUAACUGCUGACGUUUGAAGCCUUUUUGAUAUUUUUUGUAAUAUCCCUUCUUUGUCCAAAAAUGUUGCUGUCACAGUCUAACUUGUGUGACCACGUGAUGUCACUUAGCUUUUAAAUAAAGACAGCCAGGGAGUGGAGGGGGGUCAUUUGACCCAUCCUUUAGUUGUUCUUACACUGGAUUCCUUAAGUCGUCAGUGAGCGUUGAAUAAAGUGACAGUAUGUAUUAAAUUAAAGCAAACUUUUUUUUUUUUUAUAUUCACAAUGUAUUCUGGUUGCUUAUUAAAGUCUUUUUG
This is a messenger RNA of Dunckerocampus dactyliophorus (ringed pipefish), 1534 nucleotides long. It is a transcript of the gene tspan14, whose product is annotated as tetraspanin 14. The transcript has 9 exons. The record is from RefSeq and is a predicted model, not a curated record. Gene Ontology annotation, cellular component: membrane. Gene Ontology annotation, biological process: protein maturation; regulation of vascular endothelial growth factor signaling pathway; protein localization to plasma membrane. NCBI's taxonomy places the organism in Eukaryota, Metazoa, Chordata, Actinopteri, Syngnathiformes, Syngnathidae. The coding region runs from base 303 to 1097 and encodes 264 amino acids.